AUGAGAAAAAACUAUUUGAUCAAACAAUUAAUUAAUGUUGUUUUGUUGCUAAUAGUGGUGAAUGUCGACAGUGAAACUCACGUUAAAAUCGGUGAUUACCCGAUACUGAACGCCGAGACGUGUGGUAUUGUGUCUCAAAAUCCGGCGGCGGUUACACAACGAAUAGUUGACGGAAGUUUGGCCUUUACGGGUGAGUUCCCAUUCAUGGCCACUAUUCACGACAGAUCCUAUAAACUUAAGUAUAACAAUACGCUUGUUUGCGGCGCUUCACUAAUUGGCGACCAAUGGCUUCUAACGGCCAAACACUGUGUCCUUAGACAUAAAAAUGAAGAUCUGUUUAUAAACAUGGGAUCAAUAUAUCAUUCAAAGCCAUACAUAACAUACAAUGUAAAGCAAACCUUUCAUCAUUCGAGUUUUGACAUAGGAAUUGUCCAAUUGGAACAACCGACUGAUCCAAUCAAUCCUAGCGGUACAUACAUUGUCAAUACUGUCUGUUUGCCGGUCGCCGACAUUAUUAACAACAAAUCGGAGGAUACCGUUGUGAUCGGCUACGGAUACACUGAUAGAGAUGGCACACAAUUGAGUGAUGUCUUGAGGAAAGCCAACGUCGAGAUACUAUCUAAUAGGGUGUGUGACGACAAGUAUCAGAGACAACCAGAAGUAAUUUGUUCCGAAGAUGGUGACUCCGGUGGUCCGAUGAUUCAAUACGAUGGCAAUAGAGCUGUCCUCAUAGGUGUUGUCAACGAUGGCGCUGAGGACAGUAAUAUAGGUUGUCGGGCAAGAUAUCUGAUCUUCACCCGAGUCUCGUAUUUCAUAAAUAUGAUUAUAGAAACCGCUUACAGCUAUACCACUCAAACCACUCACAGAUAUACCGAUCAUAAAACUAGUUCAUUGGGAGUAACGGUUGGCGAAACAGUCGUAUCUACCGAACAACAAGGAUCAAAUUAA
Molecule: messenger RNA, 948 nt
Organism: Oppia nitens
Lineage: Eukaryota; Metazoa; Arthropoda; Arachnida; Sarcoptiformes; Oppiidae
Product: mite allergen Der p 3-like
Exons: 5
Coding region: 1-948 (315 amino acids)
Biological process (GO): proteolysis
Molecular function (GO): serine-type endopeptidase activity
Source: RefSeq, a predicted model, not a curated record